This is a messenger RNA of Pygocentrus nattereri (red-bellied piranha), 1263 nucleotides long. RefSeq lists its product as uncharacterized. Bases 257 to 1162 code for a protein of 301 amino acids. The transcript is spliced from 7 exons. The record is from RefSeq and is a predicted model, not a curated record. Lineage: Eukaryota; Metazoa; Chordata; Actinopteri; Characiformes; Serrasalmidae.
UGAAAUGUAAACUAAAGCCUCCUUCACUCCCACCUGAGGAAGUAAAGUGGCUACUUCUAACUCUUCAAGAGUUGUCUUUUCAGUUUAAUGCUGAAUCGACAUUUGUCGCAGCGCUGAUUUUAGGAAAUAUCUAUGUUCAUGGUGGACCGUGUUCGGUCUCACUGCCCGCUCUUUGUAUGGGAUGAAUAAAGCCACUGAGAGGUUCGCUGCUGGACUGAACGUCGUCAGGUGGUGUUGAGGGUGCUACUAAAACACUAUGGCUCAUUGGAAGCCUGUCAGAAAUCUGAAGGCAAAACUUCUACAUCACCCGCCUGUGGUUGUUUUUUUCCUCUGCCUGCUGGCCCUUGCUGGAGCUUUCAUUAGUAUUGGGAUAUAUUCUAAAAACCAUGACAUCAAGAACCCUGACAUCAGCAUGGACUGGAACCAAAUGCUGGGAUCACUUGCGAGUCUUAAGUUCUGCACACAUUUAAACAGUACAGAGAUUUUGAGUGGAGAACAGGAUGAAGACUCACCUCGGCUAUUAGACCAUGGAGAUGGAUCCAUUACAAACACAUCCCAAAAAACUAAAGGAGUUGUUCAUGUUUCUUUGCUAGUGCCUCUGGUGCUUAUUGGAGAUGAACCAAAUCCCAACAGCAUUAGUGCCACAUUACUGGGGAGCCAGUUGGGGUUAAAAGGUGCUGCUGGAAAAGAGUUGUUAAACGUAUCACUGGUUUUGCAUCAGCAAACCCCGUUUUCAAAAACUGAAUCAAACACUGCCCCUGACCUGAAACUGCCCACCAAUGCUGAAACACAGCCCAGGUCUUCUUUAUUCUGUGUGAGGAUUACUGCUCCAGCUCACCUUCUCCCACAGACUCCAAAACCACCAGUUUGUCCUGCAAAUGACAACCUGGAGAUGUCUACUGUGAGGGCUCUUGCUAGAGAAUCGUACAAGCAGAGCUCCCAUGAUGCACCGUGCCUCAGCUUGGAGUACACACCUGACCCCAAACUGACUGUUCUACUCACUCAGGAAGAGAAAGUGCUAGCAAGAUAUCAUCUGAUGUUAGUCAGCAUGGUGCUGCUGGCCAUCUGCAUCAUCAUGUGCCUUACUGGAACCCUUGUCUGCUCCAGAUCACAGUGGCACCGGGCAAACGAUCAUUUCAAAAAGACUCUGUUGGGGGCCUGAGCAGCACAUGAGAGAUUUACUUCAAGUUAAUCACAGGGAACAACACUGUCAAUUCAUGUAAAACGUGUGAAUAAAAUAGCAUCUGCCUUUGAUUAAAGAAU